UCAAUGCUCUGAUACGUAUUCUGGAACUUGUUUAAUACUCAAGUGGAUUCUAAGCUUACACAAAUCACCGGAACAUAAACUUCCGUGUCCUCCUAUACUGGUAUACAAGCUCAUCUACACCGAUCACAAACUACACGGGAAUUAGCAGGUAGAGCACUUUACAUCUCUAAAGACAAGGUUGCACCACCACCAAACACUGUUCUUUUUCUUCAUUUGUUAGUUGCAUAAGAACGAAAUUACGAAAAGUUUCUGGGAUACAUAACUGCAUGUGGCGAAUUCGAAAUGAUGCCUCACAGAACAACAUCAGCCUUAUCCAUCUGGUCGUCUUCGCUAUUAGUCCUAUUUUGUCUACAUGGCUUUGUUACAGUGAAAUGCCAAGGGAAUUACCAAAUUCGUCUUGUCAAUGGAAGCGCGAACAAUGAAGGUCGUGUCGAAAUGCGAUCAUCUAACCGUUCAGACUGGAUGUCGUUGUGCGGUGCAUACUGGGACAUCGGUGAUGGGACGGUUGUCUGUCGUCAUCUCGGCUUUCUUAACGCGACGUCGGUGUCGCGUACCGCUCGCUUCGGUUCGAGUACGGGGCGUAUCAUGUCCACCAAUUACCAGUGUAUUGGGAAUGAGACCAGUCUUGAAAAUUGUCCGGUUGGGCAAUUUUCUGAGGGUGAUUGUCAACACUCUGCUGAUCCGGGAGUUGUCUGCUACUUGCCCAAUUCAGUAGAUUCUUCGGGCACGACGACGACGACUACCACCGCCCCUACGACCGUUCCAUCAGUAAUGACACCAGUUCGACUGGUUGGAGGGAACAGCCCAUUUCAAGGAAGAGUGGAAGUCUAUCUUAAUAACCAAUGGGGAACGAUAUGUGAUGAUAGUUGGGACACUACAGAUGCUCGGAUUGUCUGUCGUCAACUCGGCUUUAAAGAAGUUUUUGCUGCUACCACCAACGCCCGUUUCGGCCAGGGUACCGGACCAAUUCACAUGGAUGAUACCCGUUGCUAUGGCAGUGAAACAUCAAUACUCGAUUGUGUGAACCGUGGCAUCGGCGUUCACAACUGUCGGCACUCCGAGGAUGCUGGUGUUAUAUGUGUGCCAGAAUCUCGCCUAGCUGGUGGAAGCAAUCAUUCUGAAGGGAGGGUGGAGAUCAAGGUUGGAGAAGAAUGGCGGACGAUCUGCGGAGUGGGCUUCGAUGACAUCGAUGCGAGCAUUAUCUGUAAUCAAAUGGGAUAUGGAGAAAGCCUUAGCAUGUCUUUGGGCAACGAUCGGUACGGCACUGCUACGAGCUCGGCUGUGGUCAAGAAUGUCAAUUGCAACUCCAAUUUUCAGCUGAUCUACCAGUGCGCAUCAGAACUUGUACCAGAAGGAGACCCACAAUGUACAAGCGAUAAUGAUGUUGGUGUCGUCUGCUCGUAUGCAGAUUCAUCAAUGGGACUUCGUUUGGUCGGCGGCAACAACAUAUUCGAAGGUCGCGUGGAGGUAAAUGUGAACAACACGUGGGGUACAGUGUGCGAUGAUUACUGGGACAUGGAUGAUGCAACGGUAGUCUGUAGUCAGCUCGGGCUCGGCCGGGCGGUCGAGGCGAGGAAGUACGCCAGUUUCGGCAGGGGCUUUGGACCAAUCCACAUGGACGAUGUUCAGUGUGCGGGUGACGAGGAAACAAUCUUUGAUUGUGAAUAUAACAACCAAACGAGCUGCUCUCAUAAUGAGGACGCCGGUGUCGUAUGCGCUCCAAAAAUUCGUCUUGCUGGAGGUAUGAAUGCGUAUCAGGGACGAGUAGAGAUGUAUGUCAACAACGAAUGGGGCACGAUAUGUGAUACGGAGUGGGAUGUGGAUGAGGCCCGCGUCGCUUGUCGCCAGCUUAAGUUCGGAUUCGCAGCAACUGCCAAGACCGGUUCAUAUUUCGGAAGAGGCACAGGGACGAUUCUUGCCGAGAACAUACGAUGCAGCGGCUACGAAAGCUCGUUGGUCCAAUGCCCACAGUUCGGGAUCUCACCAAAUACCACGUGUGACCAUUCACGAGAUGCCGGUGUAAUCUGCUCAUUACCUGAAAACAACAUCACCCUUCGGUUGAGCGAUGGUCAGAACGCAUAUGAAGGUCGAAUCGAGAUCGAGCUGGAUGGCGUCUGGGGGACCGUCUGUGACAAUAACUGGGACAAGAACGACGCCCGGGUCGUCUGCAAACAGCUUGGUCUUGGCCCUGGCAUCGAGGCAGCAGGGGGAGCCGCCUUUGGAAAGGGUACAGGACCGAUCUAUGUCGAUAAUCUAGCCUGUCGAGGACAUGAGACCUCAAUCGCAUUCUGUCCCAACAACGGAGUCGAGGUCCACAAUUGUACUCAUGAAAACGACGCAGGAGUCGUGUGUUCAGCACCUAUUCGACUUGUGGAUGGUUCCGGUCCUUACGAAGGCCGCGUCGAGAUACUCCGCAACGUCAUCUGGGGAACCGUAUGUGACGACGGUUGGGACAUUACUGACGCAAACGUCGUUUGUCGAGAACUGGGCUUCGGAAGUGCAAAACGGGCUGUUCCCGCCAGCUACUUUGGUUCUCGUUCCUACGGCUCUAUCCACAUGGACAAUGUGGCGUGCACCGGAAGUGAACAAAGCCUCAUUGAUUGUCCUCAUGAAACUACUCAUGACUGCUCGCAUCUUGAAGAUGCAGGUGUCAUCUGCACGGGAAAAGAUCUCAAAUGCGACCUUCCAUCACUCCCCCCUAAUACCUACAUGAGCCUGAUCAAGUCGCAUUACACAGAAGAUGAGGUCAUAGCCGUUAUCUGUACCUAUGGCAAUGACUCUGUAGAAUGGCGAUGCAACACAGACAAGAGAUGGGUUGGACCUACUCUCAAUUGCCCCAUCAGGAAACGACGCGGUGGUUCGAAUAAAACGGUGAUCAUUAGUGUGGUUGCUUUAUUAGUUGGUAUAGUUCUUGCUGGAUUAAUGAUUCUCUUGAUCUUCGUAAUCAUCCGCAAACAACGUAGAGAAGGUUUCGGUGGCGCCAUUACAAUGUCUGACGUCAUCGCUCAUAUAGAAACCAUCAAGAAUGCUGCAACCACAAAUGGCGGGAAACUGGAUGGACGCACCACGGCCAUGCCGGAAAAUGAUAUUGCAGGUGUCAAUGUAGAACCGUUCAACGAUCACGCCAUUGAAAAUGCACAGUUCUUCGAUGAAAAAGAUUCCAAGUCCAAUGCAACGGGCGGAUAUGCUCGUCUUAUUGAGUAGUUUGAUACAUAUUUUUGGUUUAUGUCUUAAAUGACAUUAAGAUAUUCUAUUCCAGGAUGUCCAGGCCUAAUCUUGAAAUACCGUCAACUUCACUUGGUGUCGAUAUCAAGUGGACUUUAAGGGGCCCGUUGCACAAAGAGCUAGAACCAAAAGCAGCGUGAUUUUUAACACUGCAGAAGAGACUUCUACUGACUUGCGUGUGACUUUACGUAGUUGCGUUGAAAGACAAUCUCUUGUGCAGCGGUCUCCUAAAUCAUUAUGAAGGGAGGUAUUUUGAGUUUUAUUACAUUGGUCUGUUGUAGGCCUAUCAUCGGAUUGUUAUGUGCAUCCAAGUAGGCCUUUAUCCCUUGAGAAAUAGAUGAUCUCAAAUUGAGGUCAAAGUAAAAAAGAACAAUACCGGACGAUUGAUUUUUAAUAAUGUUUCGAAAUUCCAGUCAGUGGCAUAGUGAUCAUGUCACUCAAUAUAUUUAUAUGUUAUUUAGAAGGGGGUUCAUCCGUAAGGAUUUUUAAAAUGUUGUAAAGCAGCCCCACAAGCCUUGAUAAGAAAUGUCAUGACGUAUGUCAGGGACGUGGGUCCAUCUUCAUGGCUGUGUACUGCCAGUGAAUAGGUUUUUUAUCCUCGGGUUCUAUUAAAUCCUCCUAGAAACAAAGUGUGGGCGUUAACGUCGCUCAAGAUUAGUUUCGAAUGACUGUAAUAUAUUCUAUAAAAAUCGUUCAAAUUAACAUCAUUUUGAAACUCGAACUGACAAAUAUUUUGCAUUUUCGUUACACACCAUUGCAUGUGUAGUAUCAUAGAAAUACAGAAAAGAGGAACGGUUUUUUACCUCAAGUUGUGAAUGACCUUGUAAUAAGAUGUACUGUAGUUCUAUUUGUUCUUUUUUUUAACAAGAAUUAUGCAUUUCGAUUGCGAAUGUAGGCCUAAACCACAAGAUUGUUACAUUUUGGUCAUUUCAUAUACCUGGACGUUUAGCCUAUCUUACUUUUUGCUGUCAAGAAUUGCCAUUUUUGAACAACACAUAAUAAGAAGACUAUUUCUUGAUGAAAAGUAAUUGAUUUGAUAAUAAAAAUUCGAUAACUUGAUAUCAAGAAAUUAAUUCUAGUGAUAAAAAUCAAUGGAUCGAAAUAAUAAAACGGAUUGAAAUAUAUAUGUCGGCCUACGCUGGCCAAAGGUUAGUGAUUAAUCGUAGGCUUUGUUUCACGAUUAAUUGCACAUUAUAUAAUCAAUGCGAUCAAUCUUUAAAAAAAAUGUUUUGAUAUGAUUGCUAAGCUUUGUGUUACGAGCACCGGCUGCGACAGGACAGUACCUGAAGGCAUGUGGAUCAACUACUCCAAGUUGCGUUUGCCUUGCCAAAGCAAGUCUUUUAAUUAUGGUGAAAUGUAGACUUUAAUUUAAUUUCAAAAUGAGAAUGAGAAUUAGACAAAACAGGAACAAUGAUAUGCUGCUCUUUAUUGGUUUUAAAUAAUAGUAGCACUACAUCAAAAUGCUUGGCAUGAAUGGUCCAAAGCACCAUAAAACUAAAAAAAACGAAGAUGUAGAGUAUAAUAUUUUAUUGCAUUCCAAUAAAUGUAGAUAGCACUUGCAUGCAAUGUACUCUAAAGUAAAGCUGUAAAUUUUUCUUAUUAUUAUGUACAAAGAAUAAAUGAUUGUUUUCUUACCAUCAUGUAUAUUAUGAGUGACUUUCAUGAACUAUUGAUAUAUGAAAGUCUUGUUAUGUGUAUAUGAAUUGCAGUUUGUUAUCGCCACGUUUGCCUUUUUCAUUCACAGUUGUAGUACUUUACUGAUAAAGUUUUGAUAUGAUUUUUUUUCGAGAGAGUUGGUGUAAACUUAUAGAAUAUGCAGUUCGAAUACAAAAAAUUAAUAAAAUCUAUUAAAAUG
Molecule: messenger RNA, 5080 nt
Organism: Lytechinus variegatus (green sea urchin)
Lineage: Eukaryota; Metazoa; Echinodermata; Echinoidea; Temnopleuroida; Toxopneustidae
Product: deleted in malignant brain tumors 1 protein-like
Exons: 13
Coding region: 283-3204 (973 amino acids)
Cellular component (GO): membrane
Source: RefSeq, a predicted model, not a curated record